Populus euphratica (Euphrates poplar) is the source of this 671-nucleotide messenger RNA. Its product is annotated as membrane steroid-binding protein 2-like. NCBI's taxonomy places the organism in Eukaryota, Viridiplantae, Streptophyta, Magnoliopsida, Malpighiales, Salicaceae. The record is from RefSeq and is a predicted model, not a curated record. Gene Ontology annotation, cellular component: endomembrane system; endoplasmic reticulum; membrane. The transcript has a single exon. Bases 123 to 461 code for a protein of 112 amino acids.
GUAUGAGACCAUGAAUUCUGUGUAUCGGGAUACUAUUAUGGUUUAACUUUUCUUUCAAUGUACAUUCUCUACACAAAUUUCGUGCAGAAACUUAUAAGCUUGCUGCACAUAUUUGUCACAGGAUGUUUUAUGGACCUGGCGGACCUUAUGCAUUGUUUGCCGGCAAGGAUGCUAGCAGGGCUCUAGCAAAGAUGUCUUUUGAAGAUAAAGAUUUAACCGGUGAUGUCUCUGGUCUUGGUCCAUUUGAAUUGGAAGCCUUGCAGGACUGGGAAUACAAGUUCAUGAGCAAAUAUGUAAAGGUUGGGACAAUCAAGAAAACAGUUCCAGUAACUGAUGGAACCUCCACCAGUGAACCUGCUGCAGAGGCUACAGAAAGUGAUGCUUCUAAGCCAGCUGAAGAUGGUCCCGCAGCUACGGCACAUGUCGAAACCCCCGCUGUUGCUGAAUCCAAGGAGGAAUAGUGUUGCCUUCAAGUGCUCAUUUGAGAAGUCGGCGAAGCAUCCCCAAUGAAGAAAGAGUUACUGUUUGAACGCUUGCUUUUGGUGGAUCUUGCCGCUUGCAUUAUGUUUUAGCAUCUUACAUUUCUCAGUUUAAAUGCUCCUAUUAUAAACUUGCUUUAAUUUUCAGUCUGUUAACUAAUAAAUUGGUUAUAUAAAAUGUCAAUUUUAACU